UAAUAUGUCGGUGGUCGCUUUAAUUAGUUUCAGUACUGUGAAAAGGUCUAUAUGCUGACUGAGCAUGUGUCAAAACUACUUUUUCUAUGAUCUUUGAGAGAAAAGACUGGAAACUGGGCGAUAAUUGCUCACCACCUUGACAUCAAGCGAGAAUUUCUUAAGAAGUGGCUUCACCAGGGGAUUUUUAAACAAAGAUGGGAAAACACCUGAUGAAAAGCUGACAUUUACAAUGUUUGUGAUGGAAGGAAGUAAAAUAUCUAAGCACUCAAGAAGGCGUGUGCAUGAGAAGAGAAUGGCUGGAAUAAGUAGUGCUGAAGAAAGCCAGCAAAACAACGGAACGCCGGCAAAUGUUGAAAACUGCUGCCAGAAUGGACACGAAUCACUUCAAAAUGGACAUGUAGAGAGCAUGAUGAAUGGAGACAGCAGUAUGGACUCUGUUUCUUCUACUGAGAGUUCCAGUGGUGAGAUUGAUAUGAGCAGCGAAAAUGAUGUUGACUCCUGCAAGAAGGAGGAAAAGACAGAGGAGGAGGGGGAUGACAAACUGGAGGACAAAGACAAGAAAGAUCAAGAAAUUUUUGUCAUUCAGGACACCAGUUUCACCAUACAGAUUGCACUUCCAGGCAGUGAGCCCUUUGAUCUAACAGUAAGCUCCAUGGAACUGGUACAGGAGAUACACCAAUUGCUCAUGGAUCGUGAAGACAGUUGCUUUCGAACCUGCUUUUCCUUACAGCUUGAUAAUGUCACCCUGGACAACUUUGCCGAACUUAAGUCUAUUGAGGGCCUGAAGGAAGGUUCUGUUAUAAAAGUCAUGGAAGAACCAUACACUGUGCGUGAAGCCCGGAUUCAUGUUCGUCAUAUACGUGACUUGUUAAAGUCUGUUGAUCUGACUGAUGCCUUCUGUGGACUGGAUGGCAGCUCAUUAUCUUACCUCAACACUGUAACUGGUGGUGAUAUUCUUGAAAAGAAACGGGGAAAGCCAGACUCUGUGGAUUGCACACCACCAGAUUUUAUUAUGCCUGGAGCUAAGGAAUGUCCUUUACUGGCUCUUCAUCCAGGUAUUAAGGACCUAAAGGGACCUCAGUGUCUAAAGGUGUUAACAUACAGUGGCUGGAACCCUCCACCUGGCAACCGCAGAAUGCAUGGUGAUUUGCUUUACCUGUAUGUUGUGACUCUGGAAGACAAACGAUUUCACAUCACAGGUUCCACACGAGGCUUUUAUCUCAAUCAAUCAACAGAAGAUAACUUCAACCCAAAACCUGCACAACCAAAAUACCUGUCACAUUCUCUUAUUGACCUCCUGAACCAGAUCAGCCCUACUUUCAAGCGGAGUUUUGUAAUGCUGCUGAAGAAGAGGAGCCAGAAACAUCCUUUUGAACGGGUACCUACACCAUAUCAAGUGUACAGUUGGUUGGCUCCACAGUCAGAGCACCAGGUGGAUUAUAUUCGAGCUGAGGAUGCUUUCUCUACUCGCCUGGGCUAUGAAGAGCAUAUUCCUGGUCAGACACGUGACUGGAACGAGGAGAUUCAGACAACACGGGAAUUGCCUCAGUCCCAUUUACCAGAGAGACUUAUACGUGAAAGAGCUAUCUUUAAGGUGCACAGCGAUUUUGUUGCUGCAGCAACACGAGGUGCUAUGGCUGUCAUUGAUGGCAAUGUGAUGGCUAUAAAUCCAGGAGAGGAUGCCAAAAUGCAGAUGUUUAUAUGGAACAACAUUUUCUUCAGUCUUGGCUUUGAUGUCAAAGAUCAUUACAAGGAUUUUGGAGGAGAUGCAGCUGCCUAUGCAGCCCCGGGCAAUGAUCUUCAAGGUGUCAAAGCCUACUUCAACCUGGAUCCAAAGGGGCUGUACAUGUUAGGCACAGUAGUGGUGGACUAUCGAGGCUAUCGUGUCACUGCACAGUCCAUUAUUCCAGGCAUUUUGGAACGGGAACAGGAGCAGUCCGUGGUGUAUGGCUCUGCAGACUUUGGCAAAACUGUUGUCACAAACCCCAAGUAUAAAGAACUGCUUCAGAAGACUGCAUCACAGUUGAAGAUCAGACCACAUAGAGUGUUGAACAACAAAGGUGAAGAAAUUGAACUAUUUUCAUCCAUUGAAUGCAAAGGCAUUGUGGGCAAUGACCAACGGCAUUAUAUUCUAGACCUGCUGCGCACUUUCCCACCAGAUGUCAACUACCUACCUGUUGAAGGAGAGGAGUUAAGCAAGGAGAUGAUUGAGCAGGGCUACCCACGAACUCAUCGACACAAACUCGCUUGCUUACGCCAGGAGCUAAUUGAAGCAUUUGUUGAAAACCGAUAUGUUGCCUUUGUGCGUGAAGCAGGAUGCCGCUUUCAGCAGCUGCAACUUUUGAAACGAAGUGAAAACAAAGAGAAAGAGGAUACCUCUAGCAUUCAGAUUAAGCCUUUGCCCAUUAAGCCCACUUUUGACCAAAUGGUUAAUGAAAACGGUGAUCAGGAAGAUAAAUCUCAAGAGGAUAUGACUGAGGAGGCAAAGAAGAUUGUUGAAACACUCACAGGGACCAACAGUCAGACAUUUGAAGAAAAUACUAAAGAGGUUGUCAGAAAGGCUGCCCAGCUGGUGGGGUCGCUCAGUGACACAGAAUUCAGCAUUGCCUUCAACCCAGAUGUCUUCCAGCCUCAUGUAGUUCAUACUGAUGCCGAGGGAGAAAACUUCAGACGAGAGAAACAGUUAGUAAAAGAUGCAGCAGAGUUCCUUGUACUGCAACAAAUUCCAAGCUUUGUCAAAGACUGCCAUGACCAUUCUUCUUCGCCCAUAGAUGGUGUUACGCUCUCUGAGGCUAUGCAGGCAAGGGGCAUCAACAUGCGCUAUCUUGGGAAGGUAGCUGAAAUGCUUGCCAAGUAUCCAUCAGUUCAGUAUGUUCAUACAAUAGCAAUCUGCGAGCUGAUCUGCCGAGGGGCAAAACACAUCUUCAAAUGUUGCAUGCAGGGUAUUGACAUGAUGAAUAUAUCAGCAGCCAUUAGCCACUUCCUGAACUGCUUGAUUGGUUCCUAUCCAUUUCCUCAUGUCCAAGUCACUGCAGAUGAGUCGAGAGCAACUAAGAAGAAAAGCAAGAAGCGCAAUAAGCAAAGCGCUGUCUUCAGUAAUGACAGCAUUGAAUGGUUGUUGGAAACACCUAAGUCCUUGUGGAAGAAAAUUGUGGAUGAAGUAGAAGAGUACUAUGGUUAUACAUUAGAAUGUGACUCUGUGGACACUGCUUGUGAACGCUAUGGUAUGCAGCGUAUCUCCUUGCUGCGAGGAUUCUCUAGAGCAGUUGGUGUUCAGCUGCUGUUACGAGAGUAUCACCUAGAUAUUCGCAACAAACAGCUGUUCACUGAGGAGGACAUCAUCAAUGUCUUCCCAGCUGUCAAACAUAUUCAUCCUAAGGCUUCAGAUGCAUAUCACUUCUUCACAAGUGGGCAAGGAAAAAUCCAGCAGGGCUUGCUGCGAGAAGGCUAUGAGCUGAUUAGUGAGGCCCUCAAUCUUCUUAAUAAUGUGUAUGGACCAAUGCACUCUGAAGUGGCUGCAUGUCUCCGUCUUUUGGCACGACUGAACUACAUUAUGGGAGACUAUCCCGAGGCAAUGUCACAUCAGCAGAGGGCAGUGUUAAUGAGUGAGCGUGUUCUGGGCAUUGACCAUCCCAACACCAUCACCGAAUAUGCCCACCUUGCUCUCUACUGUUUUGCCAACAAUCAGGUGUCCAGUGCUUUGCGUCUCAUGUACCGAGCACGAUACCUGGCAUUGCUGUGCCAUGGGGAAAAUCAUCCUGAGAUUGCACUCAUUGAUACCAACAUUGGUUUGAUUCUUCAUGCUGUAGAAGAAUAUGAUCUGUCCCUUCGUUUUCUGGAGCAUGCUCUUACACUGAACAUAAGGUAUUACAAUGCUAAUAGUCUUAAAGUGGCUAUGACCUACCACCUUGUUGCUCGGACACAUUCUUGUCGUGGAGAAUUCCGUGAUGCUCUGCGACGUGAAAAGGAGGCCUUUGCCAUAUACAGAAAAAUGCUUGGAGAAGAACAUGAAAGAACAAAAGAGAGCUCAGAGUGCCUGAAGCACCUUACACAGCAGGCUGUGGUUCUACAAAAAAAGAUGAAUGAAAUCCAAAAAGGUGACAAGACCACAAGCUUUCCACCUAUCCAGAUUCAGACACCAUCAUUGUCCAGUGUUCUUGAUACACUUAAUGUCAUUAAUGGCAUUGUCUAUGUACAGAUCAGUCAAGAUGAACUGGAAAAGUUUAGACAGGAGAUGGCCAAACGAGAGCCCACAGGCAAAGAUGAUGUAAAACUCAAUGGGCAGGAAUCAGAAGAUGAUACAAAACUCAACGGGGAAAAGGGGUGUGAAACAAAUGAAACAGAGAAAAAGGCUGCUGAAGAGACAGAUGAGAUGUGCUCCAUGCAGAUUUGUGAACAUUUGGAAAAUGGAAGUAUUCAGUGUCAUAUGCCAGAGGAGUUGAUCGCUGGGCGUUAGAAGGUGGGUGUGGCCAGUGUAUCUGUGUUCUGCUUCUGGUCUGGUUAUAUCAUGGUUAUUUGCUGCUACUGUGAAAACUGUUCAUGAUAGUGCCAGUGGCUGGGCUGUUAGCAGUGUGACAGCCCUUACAAGGACUCAAAACACUCAAACAAAAUCUUGGAGAGAUCUGCAGUGUGUUUGUAGGGCUGUAGUAUGCUGCAGAUCAAGGCACAACUUGACCUAUGGUGUAGCCUGCAAGUUUGUCAUGUGUGCAUUCUACCCAUACUACAAGAAACUGUGUUUGCUAGAAGUGGAUGAUCUACAAGUCAGAACUUUGCUAGUAAUUCUCCAUUUCAGGAGAUCCAGAGAGGAAUAAAAGUGUUAGUCCAUCUGGGCAUGCAAGUGUGUUAUAAAAAGUACUGAAACUGAAGUGGGAGCAUCACCCGAAUGAGUUUUUUUUUGGUGCUUUGAUCUGGCCAGAACUCAGCCUAGACCAUUCUCAACAAGUGCUAAUGAUUGAGUAUUCUGUUUAUGAAAUAUACAGAUUAAUUUUUUUUCUUCUUGCUGUAAAAGGUGCUCAUCCAUCAGGACACCAGUCAUCUCCUCUUUGGUGAGAUGACCAUAAUAAGAGUCAAGUGUUUAACAGUUACAUGAAACAAAAUAUGUUUUAAAAAUAUCUUUGGCUCCUUGAAGAGGGGAAAAUUCUUGGGCAUUUUUUACAGCAUUAGUGCAUGGAAGUAUUCUGUUAGCAAUUAACAUCUAUAAUAACACUUUAUGAGAGUUGUAAGGAAAUAAGUGAAUUUUCCAAAGCUAGUUUUUGUGGCCUUAUGCACCAAAUAAUUCAUCAAUGCUAUCUUUCUAUCUUCAUUUGCUCUUGCUUAAAAAUGUUAUUUAUGCUUUUCUUUAAUUCCAUUUUAAUUGCAGCAAUAGAAUUUAUUGUUGCAUAUAUGAAUUCCUUUUGUUGAAUGCCAGAAAGUUUGUUGUUUUUUCUUUUGGAAUCAUGAUAUUUAGCUGAAGAAGGCACAAAGGCCAUAGAAGCCAACUCUUAGCAGGAAAAGAUCUAGAAAUUGCUGCAGAACAACUUUAUAAUUUUCCUGAAUUUUAUAUGAAGGAUUUCAGUAGAAAGAAAAUGCCACAAAAGUAUGCUUGUGAAAGAAGUAGGAUUUACUUCAAAAAUGUGUGUUGGCUCAGGUUUACCAGAAUUUUUUGUAUGUUGGCAUCUCUGAACUGUCACAGACGGAAAUACUUCCCUCCCUAUGCAAUCCAAGUCUUCCUGUUAUCUAUCACUUAAGAACAUCUCCACGUGCAGUAUUGUUAUUGCUUUAGUAUCCAAAAGACGCUAUUUACCAGUGUUUGUAAACAUCCUGACUUUUUAUACAAGUCAUUAAGUUUCUAGUGAAAGAACACCUGCAGAUUUUUGUUUUUUGUUCUAGGGAAUACUAAUUUUUGAAUGUGAGAUUGGCUUUUGUAGUAACAGAAGCUGAGGUGAUAGAGAUAUUGAGAUUAUAUUACUAUUAUACUGCACUUGUGUGUUAUGCAAGAAUUGUUGCGUUAUGCAUGACAUGAAAAUGCCUGGUGGCUGAUGUCUGUGGAAUGUCAAUGUUGAGAAACUAUGUAUGGGCAGAUCAUAGCUUGAGUGAAAUGGAGUGAAAUGGUUGUGGCAGACAUGAGUUGCAUGCUGAGCUAUUGACAAAUUGUGAAUAGCAGUUGUUAAUAUAUGAGUGUAUAUUGAACAGCAAAGGUUUAUUUUCAAGAGGAGUGCUACAGUGAUAUGUAAGGUCCAAUACAGUGAUUAUUGUUGUACAUAUUUUAUCCAAUGAAAAAGCAUUGGUCCAUGCGUAAAAUGAUUUCAUUGGCUGGUUCUGAUUGCAUUCUGUUUAGAAGUCUGUCUGCAUGCAUAUCAGUGUUUAGCUCUCAUAUCAGAAUGCUGACUCAAGAGCUAGAUAGUGCCCUUAGGGUGAUAUUGAAAUCUGAUUUUACAUUGCCAACAGGCCUGAACACAUUUGUACACACUGGCAGCUUUCUGGUAAACUGGAACAAGUUGCUUACACUUAGGGGAAUUGUCUAGGUAUUUUGGUGUUUGCACAGCACCAUCCUACUGCUACAGAGAAUUUGAAAACAUUAACAUAUUCUACAACUUCCCACUGCCUUUAAGGGAAAGAAAUUAUAAAAGGCUGAAGUUCCAGACCAUAUGCAUGAUUGUUGUCCCUUGCAAGGCAUGUUUUUGUUUGUUUUCCUUCCCAUAGAAGAGCCAGGUUUUUGCAACAGGCUACUGGAUCCUCUACCCUUGCUCUGAAUGGUAGCUGCAGUCUGCUUGGUGCUGAUUUGGAACUCCCUACACAGCCUUGAGCUCAGUGGCAGUGAUUUCACGUUGGAAGAUAGUGAGGGCUUCCUGUGUUUUUAAUGCAUAGCAAGUUUUGAACAUUCCAGUGGCUGCCAUUCCUGAAGACAUUGCAUCACAUCUCUGGCAAUAGGUAAGCUGUUCGCCACUCACUAGCACCUCCUAACUGAUGAACAGUCUAGCCUUUGUGACAUCGCUUGAGCUUGCUACAAUCAGAGCAUUUUAUAAGGCAUCUUGUGUCACAAAUCUCAUGUACUGAUGAACAGGUGUCUUGAGAGUGAAAAAAGGCCAAACAGAUUUACCACCCCUGCUUAUGUUACAACUAAGUUGAACUUUGAAGUUGGUGUGGUAGAAUCACUAAGGCAGCACAUUAAAUCUCACUGCCUGGAGUGUCUUAAGAUAUGUAUAUGGCUUACCAGACAUUUCCAUUAUGUUGCCAUAGAACCCCACUGUAAUUCUCCUUAGAGUCAAGCUCAUACAGAAAAGGUAGCUAGUCAAGGAUUCUUGUUUCCAGUGUGUCUAAAAAAAAAAUUGUGCGUUUUCUUUGUUUAACAAUCGUAAAAAGUUUGUGCAUCUAUGUCAUAUAUUUGAUUUUUGUUUUGUUGUGUGGCCCAGAAAAUGCAUGCCUUUCACAUAUAAUCAUGAUCAAACAGUUUACUUUAUUAAUAGUGAAAAGUAACCAAGGUAGCAUUUUUUUUAAAAUCUAGCAUAAGAACAUUCAUUCUAAGAAUUUGCAUGAAAAUAAAGCAUCAUACCCCACUUUACCCGUCGAGCGGUAGUUUUAGGUGUGUGGAGGUAACUGUGAUUGUGCAAGCUAUUAUCCACAUGAAGACAUAGCAAAGCUGCAGGCAGUAAUUUUGAUAACUUGGAUUUGAUGUUCGUAAAACAAGCCAUGUACAUAAAAAUUCUAUAAGCUGAGUUGUGAUUCAUACCCCACUGGGCACUUUUGUAAAACUAUACUCCUUACCAAGGUAGCCUUUCAGUUUCACUUGAAGUCUGGUGGAUGCUGUGAAGUACAGGGCAUCAUUGUAACCAUCAUCUUUGGCAGCAGAAGCUGAAGUGCAGAACUCGUAAGAGGGUUAAACCAUCCGAGGCUUGUUUUUUGUGCUUACAGUAAAGUGCCUAGUGGCUUUCUUCCAGAAAACUGCUGAGCAUGUCACGAUUUUGCUGUUGUAGUCAGGUCAUUAGAACAUUCCCGCAGGGCUUUAUUUGUUACUGUUGAUUUUUCUGAGUGUAUUAAAAUUUGUUUUGGCAUGACUAUUUGCUUGGUAAAACCUUGUUGAAAAAUAUUUAUCUAGCUGUAUGUUAUGAUGCAUCAGGACUUGAGAUGUAGACUCCUAGGAAAUCAAAAUUUUGUUGAGAUUGUCCAUAUCACUGUUUCUGAUUCAUGUGAUUUAUGUAGUAUUGAUGCAUUUAUAGGUGCCCAACAAACUUUUUUUUCAAUGUGAAAACCCCGGAAAAAGAGCAUGUAUCAUGGACAAUCCUGUCAGUUUGAUCUUUAUUUCCCUUGUGAUUCCAGUUAGCUGCUCACAGCUCAAAGAAGCCAGAAAGGUAGCAGUCUUAGGAUCAGACCACUUCUUUUUGUUACAGUUAACAAUUGUGCCAACCCACCUUUACUUGUGAUGGUUUCUUUGUUCCUGAUUUGCUGAGGCAACUCUUGCUAAAUUCCAACCCUCAAAUGUAUAUAACACAUCACAUGCCACAUAAUGUCCAUGCUCUCUUUCUACUCUUUACUCAUCUCUCUUUUCUCUCACCCUCUCAUGAUUAUCAUCCUUUUGCAGUUAUUGUUCAUUAAGAUUGUAGAGGAUUGUUAUAUCUUGGCGGUUUUUGGAUGAAAGUUUUAAUUUCCUGCUUGGAUGUCACAUUGACUUGCCAUGAGGGAGUAUAGAAUUCUUGAUUAUUUUUUUUUUAAUAAUGAGGACAUUUAUCAUUGUAUUUUCAUCAUAGCCAGACAUAUGCUUGCAGUGCUUUAUAUUUACAUCAUUUUACAUUUUUUGGUGUGCACAUGAUUUGGGAAAACUUUUUUUUUGUUUCUGGAGAAAAUGUACAUAUGUGUGAUUUAGUGCAUGAUGAAGUAGGGAUGUUGAUAGCGGUGGUCUCAUGGUGCUAGAACUUAGCACAUUGGGAAUGCUUUCAUACACUCUAUUUUAUGAGCUGGCUUCCCUUUAACACUUGUUUUAGCAACAUAGAGUGUUGCAUGCUGCAUUGUACAAUUGUUUUUUCUUAUGCCAGAUCUCAAGUUACAUAGCAAAAUAUUGAGAAACAUCAGCCUUGGUUCAAACACUUGAUGCUUUUGACUGCAUUACAAUAACAAAGAUGUGUUCUGUAUGGUAUUCAGUGUAAUGAAAGCUACUUACAGAUAAUUUGAACACAGAUUAUCAGCAGGUAUUAUGAAAGAAUGUUAAAGGAAUCAAACCUUCAGUGUAGAAAAGUAGUGAGAUUAAAUCUUGACACCAAAGGGUUUUUUGUGGGUUUCAUUGUAAACAUAUAUCAUUUUGGUAAUUAUUAGUCAACAUUUAUCAUUUUGAUGAUUGGUUGCUAUGUUGUUGAUGGGUUGUAUGCUACCAUUUGUGCCGUGAUUGGGGGUAUGCUAAAGUACAGUUUGCUAGGGUGUAAGCAAGGAGAACCAGAUGAUAGAGUAGACUUGACGGCUUGUUAUAUGCAGUGCUGUAGAUGCAGUGAGUUCUGGUUGUAAUCAAGAAGUUUGAUUUGUAAAAGUGACUAAUAAAGUGAAAAGAAGCUUGA
This is a messenger RNA of Pomacea canaliculata, 9521 nucleotides long. RefSeq names its product clustered mitochondria protein homolog. Gene Ontology annotation, cellular component: cytoplasm. Gene Ontology annotation, biological process: intracellular distribution of mitochondria. The coding region runs from base 230 to 4456 and encodes 1408 amino acids. Gene Ontology annotation, molecular function: protein binding; mRNA binding. The transcript is spliced from 37 exons. The record is from RefSeq and is a predicted model, not a curated record. NCBI's taxonomy places the organism in Eukaryota, Metazoa, Mollusca, Gastropoda, Architaenioglossa, Ampullariidae.